Messenger RNA from Racocetra fulgida, 202 nucleotides. NCBI's taxonomy places the organism in Eukaryota, Fungi, Glomeromycota, Glomeromycetes, Diversisporales, Gigasporaceae. The record is from the annotation of a GenBank genome assembly.
CGUGGAUCGACGUUUAGAGCAAUGGGAAAAGCAAUGCAAUUAUAAAACAAAAUUAAUCAAAGCUUUACCUGAAGGCAAAAAAUAUAAAUAUACUCAUCAUACGGAAAGACUAAUACAUUUAGAAUUAGAAGUAUAUUGUGUAGAUUUAUCAUGUGAGUGUUGUAAACAAAAACAUAAUGAAUGGUUUAAGUCCAAAAAAAAG